Salvelinus fontinalis (brook trout) is the source of this 1787-nucleotide messenger RNA. Its product is annotated as zinc finger protein 391-like. Lineage: Eukaryota; Metazoa; Chordata; Actinopteri; Salmoniformes; Salmonidae. The record is from RefSeq and is a predicted model, not a curated record. Gene Ontology annotation, molecular function: RNA polymerase II cis-regulatory region sequence-specific DNA binding; DNA-binding transcription factor activity. Gene Ontology annotation, biological process: regulation of transcription by RNA polymerase II. The coding region runs from base 245 to 1720 and encodes 491 amino acids. The transcript is spliced from 2 exons.
GACGGAACGUUUCUUUCAGCAGCAGCAACUGUUAGUCCGCCACCUCGGUAGCUUGCUAGCCAAAAUAGCCGAACCCAUAAAGCUCUUUAGACGCUUUAGUGUAUAUUAGCCACUGUAUUUUAAACCCUUGUCUGUCGUCUAGUUAGUUAGUUAUCCUAUUUAAUUUCAUAUUUACGGUGUUGUUAUUAUUCAGCUAGCGGGCUGGUUAAGUUAGCAUUAGCCUAGCUAGCUAACAUCUCCGACCAUGAGUUCACUAAAUUACUCUCUUCCUGCUGAAGAAGAGACGGUCUGUUGGACGGAGAAAGAAGCUAUCAUCAAAGAGGAGGAGGAAGAGAAGGAUGUUACAAUACAAAAACAAGCAGAGGGUGAGGUUGUUACCCUGAAAGAAGAAGAUAAAGACGUUACAGUGAAAGAAGAGGCGUUCAGAGUGAAAGAGGAGGAGGGUGUUACAGUAAAAGAUGAGGAGGUUUCAGUUUUUGAAGUGAAAGCGGAGGAGGGGGAGAAUACGGUCAAAUCAGAAGAAGAGGAGGAGGAAGAGGAGACUGUUACAAUACAAAAACAAGUAGAGGGUGAGGUUGUUACCCUGAAAGAAGAAGAGAAAGACGUUUCAGUGAAAGAAGAGGAAGACGUUACAGUGAAAGAAGAGGCGUUCAGAGUGAAAGAGGAGGAGGGUGUUACAGUAAAAGAUGAGGAGGUUUCAGUUUUUGAAGUGAAAGCGGAGGAGGGGGAGAAUACGGUCAAAUCGGAAGAAGAGGAGGAAGAAACUGGAUAUCUGGGCCCGUUUUCCCAAACGCAAUUUAAGGCAUCCAGUGGUUCUAAAGAUGAACUUAGCCAUACGAUGGUUUUGAGAAACCGGGCCGUGAUUACCACUGGAAAGAGACGUGACUGUCCUGGAUCCUCUGGGGAGCCUCAACAACCUCAUGAUGCUGACGAGGCAGAGAAGAGUCUCUCCAGAUCAGAACUCCUCAAGAAACACCAGCAGAGAUCCACAGGGAAGAGAACUCACUGCUGCUCUGACUGUGGGAAGAGAUUCACCUCAUCAGGCAUUAAAAUUCAUCAGAGAACACACACAGGAGAGAAACCUUAUAGUUGUGGUCAAUGUGGAAAGAGUUUUAGUCAAUCUGGAGAGCUGACAGUGCACCAGAGAAUACACACAGGAGAGAAACCUUAUAGCUGUGAUCAAUGUGGGAAGAGUUUUACUACAUCUGGCUCUUUGACUCUACACCAGAGAACACACACAGGAGAGAAACCUUACAGCUGUGAUCAAUGUGGGAAGUGUUUUACUACAUCUAACCAUCUGACUCUACACCAGAGAACACACACAGGAGAGAAAUCUUAUAGCUGUGGUCAAUGUGGGAAGAGUUUUAUUCAAUCUGGCCAUCUGACUGUACACCAGAGAAUACACACAGGAGAGAAAUCUUAUAGCUGUGAUCAAUGUGGGAAGAGUUUUAGUCAAUCUGGAGAGCUGACAGUGCACCAGAGAAUACACACAGGAGAGAAACCUUAUAGCUGUGAUCAAUGUGGGAAGAGUUUUAGUCAAUCUGGAGAGCUGACAGUGCACCAGAGAAUACACACAGGAGAGAAACCUUAUAGCUGUGUUCAAUGUGGGAAGAGUUUUACUACAUCUGGCUCUUUGACUCUACACCAGAGAACUCACACAGGAGAGAAAUCUUAUAGCUGUGGUCAAUGUGGGAAGUGUUUACUACAUCUAACCAUCUGACUCGACACCAGAGAACACACACAGGAGAGAAACCUUACAGCUGUGAUCAAUGUGGGAAGUGUUUUAC